Colletotrichum siamense is the source of this 5205-nucleotide messenger RNA. RefSeq names its product Heterokaryon incompatibility protein 6, OR allele. Gene Ontology annotation, molecular function: catalytic activity; protein binding. Bases 1 to 5205 code for a protein of 1734 amino acids. Lineage: Eukaryota; Fungi; Ascomycota; Sordariomycetes; Glomerellales; Glomerellaceae. Gene Ontology annotation, biological process: nucleoside metabolic process. The record is from RefSeq and is a predicted model, not a curated record. The transcript is spliced from 5 exons.
AUGGAGUACGGCUACGCUCCUUUGCAGUCUGGUCGCUGCAUCCGGGCUAUUCACCUCUUACCUUCGCAAUCAUUUGAUGCCCAACUACAAUGUUAUAUCCGAGAAAUCGACAUCGACCAAGAAGACGCUCUUACUUUCGAGGCUAUAUCUUACACAUGGGGUGAACCGAAAUUCUGCCGCACUCUGCAUGUGAACAGACAUGAGAGCUGUUUCCGCAUCACGCAGAGUCUUUUCGAUGCUCUCUGCCGCUUCCGCCUCAAAGACAGGCCCCGCAUUCUUUGGGCAGAUGCUGUGUGUAUCAAUCAGAAAGACGACAGCGAGAAAAGCUCUCAGAUUCCGCUCAUGUCCGACAUCUAUCGCAGGGCAGAGGGUGUCCUGGUCUGGCUCGGAAACGACGCUGAUGCGGAGACAGCCAUGCGCACUCUCAGCUGGAUGAGUAGAACGGUCGGUCCAACGCUCGAGGAAGACCAGCGAAAGGCCCUUCUCGACUCCUUGGACGCCUUACUUCAACGACCUUGGUUCAGUCGCCGCUGGAUCAUCCAGGAGGUUGUGCGUAACCACGACGUGGAGAUGCACUGCGGAACAACAUCGCUGUCAUGGACCAAGCUGAUUGCAAUUACUUCGAAGCUUGGGAAACUCAUCGGGGCAAAGAACCGACAAGCUAUCGAUUCAGUAAUCCAGAUGCGGAAUAUCUGGAAAAGUCUUGUGCUUCUCGAAGAAACCGGAGCCGGCCACAGUCUACUUGAGAACUUCCAUGCUUUCAGUCAUUUUGGAUGUGCUGAUCCUCGGGAUCGUAUCUUCGCUCUUGCAGCACUAUCAUCGGAUGUGUCCAUGACCACAGAGCCGAAGAAUCACAAGACCAACGGCUACAUUGAAUCAGAAUCAUCUGCGUAUUCGGCUGGAACUCAGCCUCACGAGAGACUCUUUUGCAUUGUUCCUGACUACCGCAAGUCUAUGACACAGGUUUACACUGCAUUCGCUGCUGAAGCUGUUCGGAACGGGCUGCUUUCUUGGUUACUAUGCCACACCUGGCAUCGGCGAACUUCCGAUGAAUUACCCGCCUGGGUACCUGACUGGCGCAUUGCGGCUCCCGACAGACCCCAUUUCGUCAAAGAGAUUCUAGAAAGAUCCUCUGGUCGGGAGGGCCAGGCCUCUCAUGGCCUUCCGAUGAUGGCUUGUUGGCCUAAGACCCGACUUCGAGGGAAUGCUUUGAGAGUGAGGAACUUCAACAUCCUGCUACGUUCAAACAUAUCACUUCCUGCCCAGUCUCUAGAGGAAUUUAGGGAUGAGGUCUUCGUCAAGCCGCUCUGGAAAAGCACACCCAUGGACUUUCAGGCUGGAGCUGACCCCCUCGAGUGCAUCGAGUUCCUUAUAACCAGCGUGCAAGACUUUCUCAAGGACAUGAAGCAAUCUCCGUUUGACGCUUUGGAUGUUAAUGACGCAUUCUUCUGUCUUUGGAGUUAUCUGUUGGGCUACGGCCCCAACGCCACGUACUGGUGUGAUGAUAAGGCCCCAACCCUUGAGAAGAUUACAGCACAUGGAGUGCAGACAGACAUGUUGGCCUUCAGUGACCUCAACGGUGGCCAUUUCAUGUAUACCGUUGGUUGGAUAAGUGCUAUCGCUACUGAGUACAUCGCAGCGAGAACAUUUCUGGACGAAAUUCACGAGAAUCCUCACGAACUCCCACAUUACGACAAUAAUUCGUACACGCUCGGUCAGAUCGGGAGACACAAUGUCGUCAUUGCAGUCUUACCUAACGGGACAUAUGGCCUGACUUCCGCAGCUGUAGUCGCCAGAAAUAUGAUUAUGUCGUUUCCGAACAUUCGCAUCGGCCUAAUGGUCGGUAUCGGUGGGGGGGCUCCAAGCCCGAGCCACGAUAUUCGUCUGGGAGAUGUUGUAGUUAGCACUCCAACGGAUCAAUAUCCUGGCGUUUUGCAGUACGACUCGGGGAAGACCAUUCAGGAUCAAUCAUUUAAGAGGACGGGAUCUUUGAACGCGCCACCUCAAAUACUCUUAUCAGCUGUUAUGACUCUGAAGGCCGCAUUCAUGAUAAAGGGCAACAACCUGCACCCCAAAAUUGAGGAUGCAUUAUCCAAGUAUCCAAAGCUGCGUGGAGGUUAUAGGCGACCUCCACCUGAGACAGAUCUUCUCUUCCGCAGCGAAGUGGUGUUUGACCCUGACAAUCUGCACACCGUGGCGCCAGGAUUAUUAGUCCCCAGACCUCCUCGCACAGAUGACGAGGAUGACCCCGAGGUCUUCUAUGGACUCAUCGCGUCUGGCAAUCAACUCAUGAAGAACGCUCAAGUACGGGAUAGACUUUCGAAGGAUAUGGGUGUCCUCUGCUUUGAAAUGGAAGCAGCAGGGCUCAUGAAUCACUUCCCAUGCCUGGUCAUCAGAGGCAUUUGUGAUUAUUCCGAUUCGCAUAAGAACAAACUGUGGCAAGGCUAUGCAGCUAUGUCCGCAGCCGCUUAUGCGAGCACCUUGCUUUCCUACAUACCAUCAAGUUACUUGGAUAACGAGAGGAUAAGAGACAAGUUACGCACUGAUCUCAUUGAAGAUAGACUUCAGCUCAUUACAGAGGAUAUAUCUCGCUUAGAGCACAAGAUAAACUAUGAUACCAUAAACAGACUGGUCGUUUCAACCGGCGCAAUGCAUGAUUCUGCCAAGAAUCAACAUGAAAAUAUUUGUCUGUCGGGUACCAGAGACAACUUGCUCAAGGACAUAGUCCAAUGGAGCGAGGACGCAAACGAUCACCGCAUUUACUGGCUGAGUGGUAUGGCAGGAACCGGAAAAUCAACAAUAUGUCGCACCAUGACAGCCCUUUGGAGAGACCAAAGUGUCUUAGGAGCCAGCUUCUUCUUCGGAAGAGGAGAGGGCGAUCGCAGCAAUGCUUCUCUCUUCUUCAGUACCUUGGCUGUACAAUUGUCCGAGAUGCGACCAAGCCUUCAGCCGCACAUCAUCACCUCAAUCAAUGAGACUUAUGGUAUUUCGCACAAGGGAAUUAGUGAGCAAUUUCAGAAGCUCAUUCUCAGGCCACUCCAGCAAACGUCCACUUUGCCCCGGAGCUCGACCCAAGUCAUCGUUGUCGAUGCUCUUGAUGAGUGUGCAGAUGAGAGAAGUGCCGAAAUCAUUGUCUCUCUGUUGUCCGAGAUAGCCAGGGAUGAGUCAUUUGGAUUGAAAGUUUUCAUUACUAGUCGACCCGAAGUCUCAAUGAGCUACGCCUUGGACCGCAUCCAAGGUCACGUCCAAGAGGUUAUCUUCCAUCAAGUAACGAAACACGUUAUCGAAGAGGACAUUCGAACCUUCCUGUUUCAUGAGCUGUCAAUAAUUCGGGACAGGUGGAAUGGGAGACACCAUAAGAACCCCUCCCAAAGGAUUCCCCAGGGUUGGCCAGGAGAGGAUACACUCGAUACUCUCACCAAACACGCUACACCUCUGUUCAAUUUCGCCGCGGCUGUCUGUCGUUUUGUCGACAACUACAGACUUGGAAGCCCACCGGAGCAACUAGAGUACGUGAUGCGUACCAUCAGCAGUGGAAACACGAUUAGCAACAUGGAUGCUGCGUAUCUUCCUAUUCUCUCGAAGCUGAAAGGCAAUGUGAAUGCUUCGGACCGGGAGAUUGAUGGUCUGUUUCAAAGCUUUCACCGUAUCAUCGGCACAAUCAUUUUUCUCAAAGAGCCAAUGUCAAUCGAAUCAAUAGCUUAUCUGACAGGAAGCGGGGUUGCUGAAAUACACCGCAUGGUGUGCCUUCUGAAACCCGUCCUCGACUUUUCCGAGGGGACCGAGUCGCCAGUCAAACUACUCCACUCCUCCUUUCGCACGUUUCUGCUGAGCCCGUCGGCAGGAGAGUUCAUGGUUGACAUCAGCGACAGGCAGGAGCAGAUUGCAAUCAGCUGUAUCAACAUACUCUCGACUGAACAAUGCUUGAAGCAUGGCAUGCGUGGGCUGCAGCUUGAAAAGCAUCCUUCCAAAUUCGGCCGCCACGAUGUUCAGAGGCAUCUUUCUGGCCACGUAAAGUAUGCCUGUCUUUACCUGGUAGAUCACUUGGAACAAUCAGGAGUAGCUCUCAAAAAUGGCGAUGCUUUCCAUGUGUUUUUAGGGAACUAUCUCAAACACUGGCUGGAAGCUUUGAUCAUUCUCGGAGAGGGUCCGAAGGCGAUGAGCAUUCCAGAGAGACUUUUGCGUCUGGUGGAGGGCUUCAAAGGAAAACUGCAUGACCAGCUGGGAGAUGCGAAAUGCUUCAUUGAUCGCAACAUUUCAGCUCUUGCAGAAUAUCUUUCGAAGCAUUCAGCCGACGUCACCACCGUCGGGGUUCUUGCUGCAAAUAGCGAGGUUGUUGUAACAAACUCACAUCACGCCAUCGAGUUGAAUAUCUGGUCCAUAGCAAACGGCCAGUGCUUACAGAGUCUUAAGGAUCAACAGCGCGGCGAAAUGAAACUCUCACCAAACGGCAAGUACUUGUUCAAUUCAGGUGAUGGCGACGGCCACGUUUUAUGGAACAUCGAAACCGGGCGUCCGCACAUCAUAGAAGGGCAUCAUUCUAGUCUCGCUAUAUUCGAGACCUCGCCAGCAGCUACUUUCUCUACCGACUCCAGAUUCAUGGUUGUCUCAUCACCAGCGGGCGUCACGGUGCGAGAUCUUUGCUCUGGAAAAAAUGUAUGGCACGAUAUCACCGGCAAGACCCCGGUGGCGAUAUCUAAUGAUGGAACGACCAUCAUGUAUUGCAAGCCGCUUGUGGAGCCAAAAGCAGAAACAUUGGUGAUGCGACACACCAUUUCCGAGAAACGAUGCGACAUCUUGCAUCGAACGAAUGACACUGUUCACGCCUUGUUCAUCUGCUCAAAUCGAUCAUCCUCAGUCAUAGAGACCCGGGUACCAAGCAGUGGCACGCGCAGCAUCUUUCAGGCGGAGGUAGUUGACGACAUCAGUGGAAAUAGGUUCUCUCUCAUCAGAACACGCGGACCGUCUUCUACGGCUUGGUCGCGAAAUUCAUCGUUGCUAGCACAGGGCUGCUGGUCGGAAUUCGGCACGGACGAGCUGGUCAACGUUUGGUCAGUGGCGAGAUGCCAGAUGGUCUAUAAGGUGCACCCUCCAAGCUUGGUGUCAAGCGGCCUUCUCGUCUUCUCCCACGACUUCAUUCAGCUUUUUCACAAAGAGAGCCAAGGGCAUAGACAAGAUAUCUCGCCUGCUCAUUCAACAUGUUAA